Molecule: messenger RNA, 630 nt
Organism: Lytechinus pictus (painted urchin)
Lineage: Eukaryota; Metazoa; Echinodermata; Echinoidea; Temnopleuroida; Toxopneustidae
Exons: 4
Coding region: 94-630 (178 amino acids)
Source: RefSeq, a predicted model, not a curated record
CACAUUUAGAACCAGAACGCGAUACCAGAACAUCGCUUAUUAUAUACUGUAUAAUAUCGGUCUCCUAUAUAAAAGCAUCAUCUUCGGAAAAACAUGAAGAUUUUCAUUCUUCUACUCAGCGUCAUCACCGUAGCUUCUGCGGCCACUGACCCUGAAUGUAGCGGCUACGAUCAUGAUACUUACGGGUGUUCCGGGGAAUGUAUCGCUACGGGUUCCUGUCCAGCUAGUAAAUACCAGAGUAACCUCUGUCCUACACAAGCCAACGAUAUCAAAUGCUGCUUUACAGCGGAUACUGAUUCAGAGUGUGCUGAAUACAACCACGCGACAUAUGGCCAGGUGGGAAAGUGCGUAGCCACUUCUCAGUGCCCUUUUAACAACUACAUAUCCAACCUGUGUCCAUCCAAGGCAACCGAUGUCAAGUGCUGCUUCAGCAAACCUUCAGGAACAUGCGGCGGCGGAGGAGGAGGAGGGACUCGACAGGAGUUGGCCUGUGAAAUAUUGACCCACUCAAGAGUAAACCUCUUAGAUAAUACUGGUUACCUCAACCCUGACGGAUGGGAUGAUGGGGCAGACGCAAGAUCAAACAUCGUAGAUACCUGUAAUGGUGACAGUGCUAAAAGAUCAUCGUAA